Diachasmimorpha longicaudata is the source of this 3123-nucleotide messenger RNA. RefSeq names its product probable E3 ubiquitin-protein ligase MGRN1 (gene Mrgn1). The transcript is spliced from 5 exons. The coding region runs from base 327 to 2009 and encodes 560 amino acids. Gene Ontology annotation, biological process: protein ubiquitination. NCBI's taxonomy places the organism in Eukaryota, Metazoa, Arthropoda, Insecta, Hymenoptera, Braconidae. Gene Ontology annotation, molecular function: ubiquitin protein ligase activity. Gene Ontology annotation, cellular component: cytoplasm. The record is from RefSeq and is a predicted model, not a curated record.
CAGGGCUGAAGGCAGUAAUGCCGUGAGCGUGAAGUCCUCCAGCUGAUCGUCUGGACUUAGAAAAACACUUCAACUGGCAGAUAAAAGUCAUUUGGCCCUGGAAUUAAUGAAGUUUUCCAGAUAAAAAUUCCAGUUUAUGAUCCGGGACCUGUACUGGUUUCAGGAAUCUAGUGGUGUCCUGGAAUUUUACUGUGAACAAAGUGGUUAGGGUGUGCCUUGAGUGUUUAUUUACGUGCGUGAAGACCUCGAGCUGUCAGUCGUACGUCUGCGAACGUCCUCAAGGACAUUGACAAGGAGCUCAUAUUUUUGGGUGAUUUCUGAGGGAAAUGGGAUCGCUGACGAGUAGACAAAAUGCUGGAGUCGAGGAGGUGGACAUUGUGGCCAAUCAUGCGUACAAAUAUCCUCCCCGAUCAGGAAGUUACUUUGGAAGCCACUUCAUCAUGGGUGGAGAACGUUUCGACACACCUCAGCCGGAGGCCUACCUGUUCGGCGAGAACGCCGACCUGAAUUUCCUGGGGAGUCGUCCGACUCCAUUCCCAUAUCCUCCACCCCAGGCAAAUGAUCCCACGAAAACCCUGAAGAGUCUCAUAAACAUCAGGAAGGAAUCCCUCAGGUUGACGAGGAGCUCCGAUCAACACCCAACGUCUUCAGAGUCCAAUGACACCAUCAAUGCUAUCAAACACUUUGGCGAGAAUGACGUUGACAAAAAAACCACUAAAUUCAAUAUCGAGUUCAUCUUCGACUGUGAUGUAAGAUGUGCAAUAACUAUUUAUUAUUUCUGUACCGAGGAGGUCACCACCAAGGGCGUCACGUACACACCCCGCGAUCCAUCGAUGAAUUCCGAGACCUUUCACUACAAGAAAGGUGCCAAUCAGCUGUUCACCCAGUCCUCCCACGUAUUCGACCCUACCCUCUACAACGAAGAGGACCUGACAUACAACAUUGAGCGCGAGAUAAUUCCAAUAGCGAUCCACUGCGUCGCAGAAGAGGGUUCAGACGAGCCCCGUCAGUCCCACACGACAAUAGCCGUCAUCGAGAAGCAUUCGGACGGCUCCUACAUCCUGAAAGCCCUCAAGCAGAAGCUCUACGUCGACGGUCUCUGCUAUCUCCUCCAGGAGAUCUACGGAAUAGAGAAUAAAAAUACGGAGAACACGAAGCAACAGGGAAGCGACGACGAUACCGAGGACAAUGGCUCUGAAUGUGUCAUCUGUAUGUGUGACGUUCGCGACACCCUGAUUCUACCCUGCAGACAUCUGUGCUUGUGUUAUGGCUGUGCGGACUCUUUGAGGUAUCAGGCAAACAACUGUCCCAUCUGCAGGGCGCCCUUCCGAGCUCUCCUCCAGAUCAAAGCACUCCAGAAGGCGACGGGAGUGGUAAUUUCCAGUCCACCACUUCCUGAGGGUAAUUGUGAGAAUAUUCCGUCGGGGUAUGAAGCCGUGUCCUUGAUCGAGGCUCUGAAUGGCCCGUACACACCCAGAACAGCAGCUCUACCCCCAGACUCACCAGAUACACCAGACACCGACACUGCCAGUGCCAUUCAGGCUGCCGAAGUCCUGAACAGAUCAGCUGAGCGGACGCCAGUGCUGAAGCAUGCAAAUCAGAAAGAGGGUGACCUUGGUGUAUCAUCAAGAUCAGGGGGUGUCACUCCCUGUCCAACCCCCGAAUUCCGAAUGUCCGUUCUCCUCGCGAGAGAUGGAACACCGAUGGGCCCGAAGGAUCUGCACGGAAGAUCACCAGGGGUCAGAGCCAAAGUUCAGGGUCACUGUCGUGAUAAGACUGGUCACAAGGGGAGGGAUAUGCUGCGAUUGGUGAAUGAAAAACAAUCGCCUGUUUAUGAAAGCCAGGGUCAGGACGAGGACAGCGAAGCUGAGAAACUCUCGCCCCUGUUGGACUCAGCAAUCACCAAUGAUAAUCACUCAAAUCAUCGAAUUUGUGAUAUUGACCUCGAUGAUGACGUUCCUAAUGCUGAGACAGAGGGCGAUACGGAUAUGAAUUGUCAUUCCCAUUGACAAAGGCGGAUAAAUGUCUACACGAAUUUAAUGUCCGAGUCGCCCCUCAUUCGGAAAAUGCAAAAUCAAUAUUGAGGAGAUGGGGGUGAUUAAGGGCCUCAUCGGACGGCUGGGAAUAUUCUUGGUUCCAAUCGCUGGUCAUGAGUCCAUUUUGCUAGUUUUCUGAUAUUCGUUAACAACUUUCAAUUGAAAGUUACAAAAGAGCAAAAAUGACGUUAUGACCAGAGUUCUGGUUACAAAUAAAAGGAGGAUCCUUAAAGGUCAGGUAAAAGGGCAAUAAACAAACUGUUUUGGGGUCUGCUAGAACCCCAGAUUGAGAGGGAAAGGGGUAAAAAAUACCCCAUUGAACAAUUGGCAAUAUUCUCACUUCUAACAUUUGCCAGAACUCCAUUUUGUACCAUUUGCUUCCCAAUUAUCGAAAACAUAAACAUUUCCAGUUGAAGGCUGGAAACCUGGCUGGGCCACUUUGAGGUUAUGAUCCGACUUUGAAAGGGAGAUUCCCUUGUUUAUGAAUUAGGGAUAGUUGAUAAGUAAAGUCGAUCAUUGAGAAGUAAAGAAUCAAAAGUGAGAGUGGGGACAUGUCCUCAGCAAUCGAUGAAGAAAAUUCUUUUACUUGAAUUGUAGAAAGGGGCAACAGGAGCUUAUGAUCAGGUUCUGAAAACACAGAUUUUCUUGAUCGAAUGUGAAUAAUCGAACAGUUGCGAGGUGCUAUUGAUCAUACCUGAAAAUCGAUAAAUUCAGAUAGCUGUAGUUGGUGGAUGAAAGAAGUAGAUAACAGAUUUGGCUGUCUCUUCUGGUUAAUAAUCGUGAUGAUAACAUUAUGAGAGGCUAUUGAACAUGAUCAAUUGAACAAAUACACAAGAACAAAUUGAAAUUGUAUUAUAAAUAUUUAUGUAAAUGCAGAUGAUUAAUUUUAGGAUUUUUAUAUCGAAAAUGAAAUCGUGAGUUAUUGAAUAUUCGUAUUGAAAUAUUACAGACUUAAGGGUAGAUUAUUCACGUUGAAUGUCGAAUUUGUAUGUAAAUUUUAACUAGGGGGUAGGUUUUUUUAAUUAGUCAGUAAUCACUGAGCUGAACAAAUUGUUUAAAUCGAAGUAAUAAAUAUGCCAAAAUCUUA